Molecule: messenger RNA, 915 nt
Organism: Pseudomassariella vexata
Lineage: Eukaryota; Fungi; Ascomycota; Sordariomycetes; Amphisphaeriales; Pseudomassariaceae
Product: NUDIX family hydrolase-like protein
Exons: 2
Coding region: 1-915 (304 amino acids)
Biological process (GO): nucleoside phosphate metabolic process; ribose phosphate metabolic process
Molecular function (GO): ADP-ribose pyrophosphatase activity; ADP-glucose pyrophosphatase activity
Source: RefSeq, a predicted model, not a curated record
AUGGUGGGCAUCCUCGAUGUGCUGGCAGCCCGCAUGGAGCCGCCUGGAAUUAACGGCGUUCUCAUGCAAGAUUACCUGCGUGACUUCCCCGCCUUCAAAACAUGGAAGACGACGCUGCAAGAGAACCUCAAACUCCAAUGGAAAGACGAAAACCAUGCCUUCCAUAAGCACCCCUUCACCCUGCAAUCAAUCGAGAUCCAGUCCGUCGACUGGUUCGGCCGGAAAAUCGGCUUCAUUAAGUUGAAGGCCAUCAUCAAGAACGACGAGGCUGAGCCUAAGGAACUGCCAGGCGUCGCCUUCCUGCGCGGCGGCAGUGUGGCCAUGCUGAUGAUCCUGCGGCCCAAGGACUCGCGAGAUGAGAGAUUAGUCGUCAUGACGGAGCAGCCACGCAUCCCCGCGGGAAGCCUAUCGUUCCUCGAGAUUCCAGCGGGCAUGAUCGACGACGGGCCCAACUUCAAAGGCAAGGCGGCUGACGAGAUCCUCGAGGAGACGGGAUUCAAUAUUCCUGUGUCGGAGCUCAUCGACAUGACCAAGUUGGCCCUUAGUGAGGCCAGCGGUAAGGAAACCAAUCACCAACAAGGGAUGUAUCCUAGUCCGGGAGGGUCCGACGAGUUCAUACACAUCUUCCUAUGGGAAAAGGAGAUUGACCGCCAGGAAGUUGAGGACCUGCGCGGGAAGUUGACGGGCCAGAAGUGGCAGGGCGAAAUGAUUACACUGCGUGUGUGCGACAACGAGGAUCUAUGGAGGGAGUGCGCCAGGGACGCGAAAACGUUGGCGGCUUGGGCCUUGUACGAGGGUUUGAACAGGGCUGGCAUCAUUCCCGAGAUACUACGGGAGCGCAGGGAAAGGGGCACGUCACCAGAGCCAGAUGGGAGAGAGGCCAAACGACAAAAAAAGGAGAUAGGCAGACAGUAA